Molecule: messenger RNA, 534 nt
Organism: Neospora caninum
Lineage: Eukaryota; Apicomplexa; Conoidasida; Eucoccidiorida; Sarcocystidae
Exons: 5
Coding region: 1-534 (177 amino acids)
Molecular function (GO): calcium ion binding; calcium-dependent protein serine/threonine phosphatase regulator activity
Source: RefSeq, a predicted model, not a curated record
AUGGGAAACGCACAGGGACAGUUGAACCCGCAAGAACAGAUGGACUUGCUGCAUGCGGCCAACUUCAGCGAGCGGGAUCUAAAGAAACUUUACAAACGCUUUCGGGCUCUCGACACAAACCAGAAUGGCGAACUCGAUACACACGAACUCUUCGACGUGCCGGAACUCGCCGACAAUCCUCUGGUGAAGCGAGUGCUGUCGAUUUUUGACACGAACGGGGACGGGAAAGUCUCUUUUGUGGAGUUCCUUGUCGGCCUGUCGAAGUUGGCGGCGAACACCGAUGAGUUUCAAAAGACGAAGUUCGCCUUCGACGUUUACGACAUCAACAAGGACGGAUGCAUCAGCAACGGGGAACUUUUCGCAGUCAUGAAAAUGAUGGUUGGGAGCAAUCUCAACGAUCAACAGCUCCAGCAGUUGGUGGACCGAACGAUUGUCCAGGCGGACAAAGACGGCGAUGGAAUGAUCUCGUUCGACGAAUUCCGCGAGAUGGUUUCGCACAUCGACAUCGCUGACAAGCUGAGAGUGGAUCUUUGA